This is a messenger RNA of Cydia fagiglandana, 4602 nucleotides long. RefSeq lists its product as uncharacterized. Lineage: Eukaryota; Metazoa; Arthropoda; Insecta; Lepidoptera; Tortricidae. Gene Ontology annotation, cellular component: plasma membrane. Gene Ontology annotation, molecular function: protein binding. Bases 16 to 2994 code for a protein of 992 amino acids. The transcript is spliced from 9 exons. The record is from RefSeq and is a predicted model, not a curated record.
ACGAAAUAUUCAAUAAUGGUUAAUGGACAUUACAUAAUGUAUGGGGAUAGACCGUCCUCGGAGUCCGAAAUAGUGGAAGACCACGUGCAGACGCGCACUGCGGAGCGCAAAACCCGGCGCAAGGCGCACAGGACCGCCAACGAGCUGCAGCCGAGUCUGGCGCAGCUCGACAACGAAACCGACUCCGUCAAAUAUGAGAAGAAAGAGAAAAAAAGUAAGGAGCCGAGGAUGCUUCGCUAUGUGCCCAAUACGGAAGUAGAGGAGCAUCAAGUCAGCGAUAAUUACGAGACAUACGACUUGAAGACGACGGACACGAAGCCGAGACGGUACGCGUUCAAGAAAAAACCGAAGAAUCCGGCAGAUGGUUCUGUUAACUAUGCUUAUUCAAGAUCUAGCAGCAGCUGCUCGUCACCUAACGGCAACCUACCCACCAUCGCGGAGCAUGGGGAGGCGCUUUCGACGCGACAUACGGCGCCGCCGAGCCCCACUGUCAGCGAGAUAAUUAAUGGCUACGAAAACAAAUUGGACAAGUACUUCAACAAACCGAGAGAAUCGAAGAAGUACCGUUCUAAGGGCUCGCACCCCGACAGUCUUUACCGGGUGCCGCUCGGCGCAGGCGCGGACGGCGGCAAAAUGGCGCGCCUGCUGCGGGUUAUGCGCUGGCCGGUCGCGCUCAUCGUCGUGUGCGUGGCACUGGCCAUCUUCGUGUACUUCCUCAUGCCUGAUAACUUCCAGACGGGACCAGAGAUGAUAAACGCGACGUACUGGGAGUCUACCGUGGCGGUGGCCGACACACACCGCGCCCACGAUCAUACAUAUAAGCCACCGGAGCCUAGGAAAAUAAACACCAAAGGGAUGGGUGACACGAAAACGCCGGAAAUAGAUUUUUACGAUGCAGACCACAAUAAAAAUGAAGAAUUGCAGGCUGUGAUCAGUGUAAUUACUGAUAAGCAAAUGAAACUGCCCAUUCCUCCGGUGUUCCCAACCCACCUGACACCAGAGGUACAAUAUGGAAACGAAAAUGCCGACACCGAGAAUUUGAGAUCAUCAAAAGUAUUACAUAAAAUAAUAAAUCAGCUGCCCGCCGACUCCACGCUGAAACCUCACAUCACACAGAAACCAGAGAAACCUUUAGCCAUUUACUUCAAAGAUGGCGAAGGUGUUACCACCACCACUACAACCACCACCACUAGCACCGAGGACGCUAGCCAAGCCUUGGUCAACAAUCUGUACACAAUUCACAAUGACAAAAUAACUCCUCAAAAAGAAGAUGACCUCGCGUACAAAUCUGUACUCGGUCUGUUACCUUGGCCUGUUAAGGCUGCCAAUUUAAGACCUGUCCUGCCACCUGAAAUGCAAGAAUUCUACAUCCAAGGCCCGGCGAAAACGAACUUCACUUCGGGUCAUUCAAAACUCUUUGGAAUCGGAAUUGAAGAUGCUGAAAAAAUGCAAUCUACCACGCAGAGCUCUGUCUAUAACACAAGGGUGUCGCCGACGCUGCCUACGUGGCGUGAUAGGGAUGACAUGACCACUAAAAACUACCCAAUAAGUGUCAAUCCUGAUGUAUCUCAGUGUCGCUCGACGAGUCUGCCGCUGUGCCGAGGCGUACUACCCUACGACUUGGCAGGCAAGCCGGCAUCCUUCGGUGGUAUCUCAGUCAGCACGCUGCUGCCUCAGAUCACGUUCGUGGCCGCCACUAAUUGCAGCGUCCGCUUCAAGACCUUCGCCUGCGCCUUGUUGGAGCCCGAGUGCAGCCCAGCGCCUUAUGCCCCCAAAUUGCCUUGCUAUAAUUUAUGCAAAGCUGUGUUGGCCGGAUGUGAAAGUGACAUUCCUCACGAGCUUCGCACAAUUUUAAACUGCAAGCAGUACUCGAGCGCCAACUGCGUGGCUGCGCGGGCGCCGUGCGAGCGGCAGGAGAUGCCCUGCAGCGACGGCACUUGCAUACCGAGGGACUGGAUAUGUGACGGGGCCCAUGAUUGCCCUGCCGGCGAGGAUGAGAACAUUUGCGGCACAUGCCAGCCGCAUGAGUUUCGCUGCGAAUCAGGCACGUGCAUCCACUCGCGCUGGAAGUGCGACGGGUACUCCGACUGUCCCGACGGCGACGACGAGAGCGAGUCGUUGUGCGGCGGCGUGCAGGAGGACCUGGGCGAGGAGCCCGCCGGCUCCGCGCCCCAGCCCGCCGUGCACCGCCCCAACAGAGUGCCGCCGCCGAAAAAGGUCCAUCGGUCGGGAGACGACAGUAGCAAGGAACUGCUCAUGACCAGUGACAGCACCAACGCCCUCAAAAGAAACUUCACCCGACGACCAUCGUUAUCUCGACUGACACCAUACACUCCCGCCAUGCUCCAGGCCACAAAAUCUAAGAAAACUGAAUCUGAUGACGAUGCCUCGAAAAAGUCCAACAAAAACAAACACGAAACUGAAGAAGAAAGUGAAGAUUUACAAGCAGAUGAUCUUGUCCUCGAAGACACAAAAAUACUUACAGAAUCGCAAGAAAAACACAAAAGAGCUGAAGACAGCCCGAGAAAUCAGACCAAUGUACCAACCACGCCAACCAACCAACCGACCAGAACCAACCAACCUGACCAGAUGUUGACUAAAGUAAAUCCAUUCCAAGGAAGAGCGCCGAUGCCACGUCCCAAAUCAGCAAAGGUUCGAAAUCCCGCGAUUUUGGCGUAUCCCGCGGAACCGACCAGACUGGACCAGUCGAUCAACAAGCUAGAGCGAGUGAUCAAUGGGGCAGAGCUGAUGAGGAUGCUUUCACAGAAAGCCCAACGGCCCGCCCCCGCGACCGAGUCUGGGGAGUCGCAGGAGAGCACGACGGCCGACCGGCCCGACAAGGCCGACACGUCGGGCCGCGCCACCGCGCACGCGUCGCCGUGCCCCGACAGCGAGUUGCGCUGCGUCGACGGCCGCUGCAUCACGCUCGCGCAGCUCUGCGACGGCAACAUCGACUGCAGCGACCACGCCGACGAGGACAACUGUUACACGUGAAACUGUUUUAUUCGGGGUCCCUUUGUUUCCCAUAAAGUUUAAGUCAUAAUGUAUUGUUUGUCAUGAUAUCGUUAGUCAUAAAACUGAAACCGUUAACUUUUCACGAUUUUCGUAAGGUUAUUCUAUAGAUAGGUUAGUUUUAUGGCAAUCCUGAAAAGUUACGCGUUUCUGAGAAAAAUCAUUUAUGAUUAACGAAAAUUAGGACAAACAAUACAUUAUGACUUAAAACUAUUUGGGAAACAGUAGAGACCUGUUUUAUUCACUUUUGAAGGGUGUAUGGUUCUGACUUAUGAGAUAUUGGUAAUUUAUUUUUAAUGAUUUGUCUCAAAGUGAUUAUGGAAACUCAGAUUCUGAUUUAAACCCAGUUACGUGGACAAACUUAUGCUAGCAAUUUACUUUGUCGUAUUUGCCUAAAUACGCCGCUGCGUCGUUUGUUUUGUUACUCUAGCCACGAAUAAUGGCAAAUAAGGAAAUGUUGCCAACUGUAGAUUAAAGAUUAAACCUUUAUCUAAAAAGGGUUCUUAGAUGACCAUUAGCGAUAUGAGCUUUUAUGCAAUUACUUAGUACGUAUUCAUCAGUUAAAAUUAGUACUGAUAUAAAUACCUAUGCUAUGUUUACUCAGUGGUCAAGAUCUUACCUAUAGAGAAACACUUUCAGUUACUUCUAUAUUAAAUACUAAAACUAUAGCAACACUUUUCUCAUUACGUACAGCAAAAAUAGACACACAAAAUGUAGAGUUUAUCUUCGGUAUCUGUACAUUGCACUCACAACAAGUUUAACCACGAGAUCUGAUUAGAUUUAAGAUUUGUACGAAUUGUAAGUUGACGUGGUCAUUCCGUCCAUAACCGUCCAUUAGAAUAUGUAAAGGUUUAAUUUCUGUACAUAUUUAAGUGCCGGCGGUACCGAUAUGUAGUUAUUAUACGCUGUGAUAAAAUACAUGGAAGAUGAAAACGUUAUAAAUGGAAAUGUUAAUAAUAAGUUCAAAAUCGUCUAUGUAGGUUAAGGUUUAUUUCCAAAUAGCAUUAAGUUUUCCUGAAUCUCAAAUGUAUCUUGUGCCUUAUUUUCCUCUUGAAGUUACCUUUAUUGCAUUGUUAUGGCACUGAUUAUUCGUUUAUAUUGACUGACUGUCAGUGGUUUCGCAAUGAGCAUUUGUAAAUACAUUAAUUUAUGUAAAUUAAGUUACUAACUCUAACACUAUUUAUAAUAUACACUUACGUUUUAGGACUAAUUUCCAUGAACUUAUUUGCCGAACACGUCUAUACCUACUCAUACAAGAGGAAAUUCAACCAAAACAAGAGUAGGUACGUGCAAAUACCUAUAUAUCCAUUUAUUAUUAUGUCCGUGCAAAUAGACUUUAGUGUAACAUCUAGAUUCGUAAUUUGGUAUGUCGGUAAGAAAAUCCAAAGUAAUGUCAUAAUAUAUCUACAAAUUGUAUCAAACAUACUCGAGUUUACUUUAAAUUUAUUGAAACUCUAGUAGAUAAAAUAAUUGUUUAUGCUCGGUUAUAUUAUACGCAAUUUACCAACAAUUCUUAGUUAAGUUACCUCUCUUUAUUUGUACCUAGAAUAUAAGUUUUUGUACGACAAUAAAUCAUUAUGCCAUGUUGUA